UGUGUAGAUCUUCGACUAGCUUGCUACUUAAAUCUGUGAAUCCUAUACCGCCUAAAUUCUAAAAUCUUAUUUGUAAACGAAAGUAAAGUUACUGAAAAACGAACAUGAGUGAUGGCUAUGAUGAUAUUCAAAUUGAAAUUAAUCUAAAUAAAAAAUGUACAUGCUGCCUGGACAACGAUGGCUGGCGUUAUAUGUGGGAACGACAUGCACACAACGACACGAAUGAAGUUUACGGUGAAAUGAUUAGGGACUGCUUUGCUCUUUCGUGGGAUAUUCGAAAGCAAGACAUGAUAUGCGAGCCUUGUGUCCUACGGGUAAGGGAAGCUGUGAAACUAAAAAUAGAAUUUGUGGCCGUCCAAGAGCUGUUAAAAGAAAAUUUUAUUCCAAUUGAUGAAAACCUUGAUGAUAAUAAUGAUAAAGCAAGAAUCAUAGAAGAUCCAGAUGAGUAUUUAAAGGUUACUGAUACAUACCAUGCAUCGGACCAUGAUACCCAAAGCAUGAAUUCUUCAAGUGAAUCAGAAUCAAUAUCCAGCAACCAUCCGAAGAGGAAACGUAGAAAACAUUUAAGAAGCUAUAGAAACUAUAGUACGGAUGACCUCAAAAAUGCUAAAAAAGCCAUUUUAAAUAAAGAAUUGCCCAUUCAUAGAGCUGCAGAAAUUUAUGGCAUACCGAAAAAGACCCUCCAAUAUAAAUUGAAUCAAAAUGCGGAAGAAAAAGACGAAGAGAGGUACGCAAUGAAAGAGAAAAAUUUGAAGCUAUACGAAGAAAUAAGAACCAUAAUUCGGUUCACUAACGCAAUUCCGUUCAAAAUUAAAUCCGGUAAAUAUUACUGCGCCUACUGUCCUUCGCACAGCCCGUUCUUCGAGGAUCCCGAAAAGUUGCGCGAACACACCACAACCGAGCACCGCUUCGAGAUGGUGAAACUCGUGGAGGACAUCUUGAGACCGGCCUAUCUCAACGAGGUACUCCGAAUGGAAAUCACAGACUUGAAAUGUAACAUGUGCGACUUGCCGCUGCACGACUGGAACAAAAUGUUCAUACACUUGGACGACACCCACGACAUAGCGUUCGAGGAGGCGUGCGCGAGGGUCAUACCGUUCGCCCUCAACGACGACCACCGGUGCGCGCUGUGCGGUGACACCUACACCAACUUCGGCGUACUGGACGCGCACAUGAACGCGCACUACUGCAACUACAUCUGCUACGAGUGCGGCGACCCCUUCGUCGCCAGCUCCAGGCUCGAGCAGCACCUGAAGAUCCACAAGGUAGGCCGCUACCCCUGCCCCGACUGCGGCAAGGUGUUCAAGCUGGAGAUCUACAGGACCAAGCACGUCGACCUCGUCCACGAGCAGCGGGCCCGGGUCAAGUGCCUGUACUGCCCGGAGAGGUUCGUGGGCGAGCACCACCGCCACCGGCACGUGCUGCAGUGCCACCCCGCCAAGGUCAAGGUCACGACCUGCGAGUUUUGCGGGAAGGAGUUCACUUUGAAAAGAUUUUACUACGAGCAUCUCAAGAAGGAGCACCCGCGGUACAUGUGCUCCAAGUGCAAGUUGACGUUCGCGAGUAAAGACGAAGUGAAGAUACAUUGGAUCGAGAGAGCUCGUAUGAACGACCACGAUCACACCCAGAGAUGCGAGGUAUACGCUACCUCCAUUCGACCGACAAAGCCUUCGGAGUAGCCCAUAUCGCCUAACAUGUAAUCGAAUCUAUAUAGGUUCUAUUUAUAUGGGGUUCGGCCGCUCUGUCGCGCGGACGCAUAUAAAUUGAGCAUAAGAGAUACAUACUUUUCAAUACUUUUAUUAUUAUUAGCCUUUUAAAGAAAAACAAUACA
Aricia agestis (brown argus) is the source of this 1831-nucleotide messenger RNA. Its product is annotated as zinc finger protein 43-like. Lineage: Eukaryota; Metazoa; Arthropoda; Insecta; Lepidoptera; Lycaenidae. Gene Ontology annotation, cellular component: nucleus. The transcript is spliced from 5 exons. The coding region runs from base 105 to 1679 and encodes 524 amino acids. The record is from RefSeq and is a predicted model, not a curated record. Gene Ontology annotation, biological process: regulation of transcription by RNA polymerase II. Gene Ontology annotation, molecular function: DNA-binding transcription factor activity, RNA polymerase II-specific; RNA polymerase II transcription regulatory region sequence-specific DNA binding.